Phyllostomus hastatus (greater spear-nosed bat) is the source of this 5980-nucleotide messenger RNA. RefSeq names its product LARGE xylosyl- and glucuronyltransferase 2 (gene LARGE2). The coding region runs from base 431 to 2683 and encodes 750 amino acids. The record is from RefSeq and is a predicted model, not a curated record. Lineage: Eukaryota; Metazoa; Chordata; Mammalia; Chiroptera; Phyllostomidae. Gene Ontology annotation, biological process: protein O-linked glycosylation via mannose. Gene Ontology annotation, molecular function: xylosyltransferase activity; glucuronosyltransferase activity. The transcript has 14 exons.
UCCGUAGAGAUGGGGCCCCGGAGCAAUCUAGAGGGGGAUGGGCUCAGAGCAGGUAGAGGGGACUAGGCCUUCCCGUUGGCGGCCCCCGCUUCCUCCAGUAGUCCAGCGGCUUUCUUGGGUUCCUCCCGCCCUGGAGGGGGAAGGUCGGCUGCCGGAGCAGGGGCGGGGCGGAGACCCUCCCCCUGGGGGUCUCCCCUCCCCUUCAGGUUCAGCCAAGCAGAGAUGAAACCUGAACCCAGGUUGGGGGCGGGGCCGGCUCCUGCUCAGACGGGUUCGGCCUAGCCUCCACCCCUCUCCACCCCCCGCCCUCCCGCACCCUGGCUGGCUCCUGGAAGAGUAAGGUCCGAGUUCCCAAGCAGCUGGAGUAGGGCCCGAGAUGGAGUCCGCAGCCCGGGGUCGCGCCCCGCCCUGACAGCCCCCUCAGCCUGCCAUGCUGCCCCGAGGGCGCCCCCGGGCGCUGGGGGCCGCCACGCUGCUGCUGUUGCUGCUGCUUUUUGGAUUCUUCCUGUUCCGCGAGGAUCUGGAGUGCGAGCGCCGCGAGCGGGGACGCCCGGGAGCCUUCCCCUGUGUGCUGACGCCACGCAUUCCCCUCGACGGGCGGCCACGGGGGGCUGCUGCCCUCGACGGAGACCCGCAGGUGGACCACGGGGGCCACAACCAUUCGGACUGCGUCCCGCCACAGCCGCUGCCUCCCAGGUGCGAGCUCUUGCACGUGGCAAUCGUGUGUGCAGGACAUAAGAGCAGCCGAGAUGUAAUCACCCUGGUGAAGUCCAUGCUCUUCUACAGGAAAAACCCACUGCACCUCCACCUGGUGACUGAUGCCGUCGCCAGGAAUAUUCUGGAGACGCUCUUCCACACGUGGAUGGUGCCCGCUGUCCGCGUCAGCUUCUAUGACGCUGAUGAGCUCAAGCCCCAGGUCUCCUGGAUCCCCAACAAGCACUAUUCCGGCCUCUACGGGCUGAUGAAGCUAGUGCUCCCCGGCGUCCUGCCGCCCGACCUGGCCCGUGUUGUUGUCCUAGACACCGACGUCACCUUUGCCUCUGACAUUGCGGAGCUCUGGGCACUCUUUGCUCACUUUUCUGACGAGCAGGCGAUCGGUCUCGUGGAGAACCAGAGCGACUGGUACCUGGGCAACCUCUGGAGGAACCACAGGCCCUGGCCCGCCUUGGGCCGGGGGUUUAACACAGGUGUGAUCCUCCUGUGGCUGGACCGGCUCCGGCGGGCUGGCUGGGAGCAGAUGUGGAAGCUGACGGCUACACAGGAGCUCCUCUCCCUGCCCGCCACCUCCCUGGCUGACCAGGACAUCUUCAAUGCUGUCAUCAAAGGGCACCCGGGGCUGGUGCAGCCCCUGCCCUGCGUUUGGAAUGUGCAGCUGUCGGACCACACGCUGGCGGAGCGCUGCUACCUGGAGGCGGCUGACAUCAAGGUGAUCCACUGGAACUCACCAAAGAAGCUACGUGUGAAGAACAAGCACGUGGAAUUCUUCCGCACCCUCCACCUGACCUUCCUGGAGUACGAUGGGAACCUGCUGCGGAGAGAGCUCUUUGGGUGUCCCAGCCCGCUGCCCCAAGAGGCUGAGCAGUUGCAGCGGGCCCUGGCACAGCUCGACGAGGAGGACGCCUGCCUUGCGUUCCGGCAGCAGCAGCUCCUGGUGCACCGUGUGCACAUCACUUUCCUGCCUCACGAGCCACCACCCCCCCGGCCCCACGAUGUCACCCUUGUGGCCCAGCUCUCCAUGGACCGGCUGCAGGUGCUGGAAGCCCUGUGCAGACACUGGCCGGGCCCCAUGAGCCUGGCCUUGUAUCUGACAGACGCAGAGGCCCAGCAGUUCCUGCGUUUCGUCGAGGCCUCAGCGGUGCUCUCCGCCCGGAGGGAUGUGGCCUACCACGUGGUGUACCGUGAGGGGCCCCUCUACCCCAUCAACCAGAUUCGCAACGUGGCCUUGGCCCAGGCCCUCACGCCUUACGUCUUCCUCAGCGACAUUGACUUCCUGCCUGCCCACUCCCUCUACGACUACCUCAGGGCCUCCAUCGAGCAGCUGCAGCUGGGCGGCGGGCGGAAGGCAGCGCUGGUGGUGCCCGCCUUCGAGACCCUGCGCUACCAUUUCAGCUUCCCCAGGUCCAAGGCUGAACUGCUGGCCUUGCUGGACGCUGGAUCUCUCUACACCUUCAGGUACCACGAGUGGCCUCGGGGUCACACGCCCACAGACUAUGCCCGCUGGCGGGAGGCUCAGGCCCCGUACCGCGUGCAAUGGGCAGCCGACUACGAGCCCUAUGUGGUGGUGCCGCGUGACUGUCCCCGCUACGACCCCCGCUUCGUGGGCUUUGGCUGGAACAAGGUGGCCCACAUCGUGGAGCUGGAUGCACAGGGGACUCCCAGCUUCCUCCCCUUCACAUUUGUGGGAAAGUCCCAGCCGUCUCAGAAGCCACCCCUUCCUUCUUGGCGAGGUGCUGACCCCAAGGAUGGCUCUAAGUCAGGUGAGGAUGGGCCUCCUGUGACCUGCCAAGGGCGCCCCGCCCAGGGGUGGGGGCGAGACCCACAGUCACUCACACAGAGCAAGGCUGCUGCCACACAACAGAAGCCUCGGAAUCUGGAGAACUCAGCGCCUGGAAAACGUGCCUGGGCCACCGUCCAUCCUACCAUCCGAAGAGACUUUUGCCCCUGGAGUAAAAGUCUCCUAUGAAGCCCUUUGGAUAAGUAAGAAAGACCACACCCCAGAAGGGCGUGAGGGGAGGACACCACGCAGGGCAUGCUGCGUCCGCCCGUUGGGAGUGAGAGCCCGAGGAGGCUCUGCACCCCCAGGACAGGCAGUGUGGGAGCCGGCGGAGAGGCAACUGCGCGCAGAGACAGAUGAGUGGGGAACACGCCACCUCCUGGGAGCAGCUCGGGGCAAGCAGCCGUGCCCGUUCGUGCCCCCCACGGAGCCUGAGCCAAGCAGCAGCAGGGACAGAGUGGUGGUCCCUCUGGAGGGACACUGGGCCCUCAGAGGGUGCCAGCUGGAGGCUGCCUUGGCCCCACACUCGGCUCCCUGCCAGGUACAGCCGGUAGCUUUGCCCCAAGGGCCUGAUGUGGAAGGAAGGAAGGAAGCAAGCAGGACUCCGGAUGAGCUCAGCAGAGGUGAGACAAGACUCGGCAGGCUGAGAGAGAGAGAGAGAGAAAGGACCCGCAGGCCACAUUGGCAAGAAAGUGAGCCAAGGAUGGAGAAGAUGAGAAGAUGACAGCAGUGUGACCUCACUGCCCCCCCCCUCCCCCGGGCAUGGCGCUGCCUGAGCCGCAGGACUGACGGUGGCCCCCACGAGGGGAGGGGCCGGGUGGGCGGCUUCCUGGACCCAGACCAGCAGAGCCCGGCCCCUGGAGUGACUACAAAGCCAGGCCGUCUCUGAUUUGUCUGCCGCUCCUCUCAGGUGUGGGGAGGAGAGGAGUGGGAGGGGUGGGAGUCGUGAGGGUGUGUCUCAGGUGGGCACAGGCACCACAGGUCUGGGGGACGGAGAGGGGGCGUCCCUUGGUGGGGCAGGGAGGCAAAGGGAGACGGCAACAGUGGGCUUUUUCUUUGCGGUAGGGUGUUUUGAAAUUUGAGUCCAGAAUGUGGGUUUGGGGCAGGGUUGCAUUGUUGGACUCCCUACUAGCUGACUCCCCAGAUGGCUCCCAUCUGCACUUCAGGAGAAAUCUACAGCCCAGCCCUAGGCACAGUCCGAGGGGCCUGCGCCCAGCAGCAGGCCACACACGGGUCCUUUCCCAGCUUCGCCCCACCCAGAGAUCCUCAGGCGGCUCCUUCCUGAGCAAAGGCCUCUAGUGAUGGUUGGUUUCCCAACUUCUCUCAAGAAGGAACGUGCUGUUGGCAAUCCCUGGCUGCCGGGCCCGGGCGGCUGCCAGCCCAGACAAGUCGAGGGGGAGAACCCCGAGACAGGCCUGCGGCCUGCUGCCGGGCUUCCGCCACUGCCGGCUGCUCCCGACCAGACACAGCUCCCUGGCUAGACAUAGCACCUUGGUUUCUGCGUGAAGAAAGGGGGCUCCUCUCUGUCCCCCUCAGGCGACCCCUCAGCCAAGGUCUCAGGGCCAUGCAGCCACUCUCAGGGCCCUUUGGUCACCUCCCUGGGGAGAUGAAUGACAACUGCUGGUAGAGGUGAGACUCCUUUCACCCAAGAGGUGUUUCUCUGUCCCACCUGCUUUCAGGAUCCAUCUUUGUCUCUCUGGGUCUAACUGGGUGAGGGGGAAACUGACGAGAACUUCCCUGCCCCUCCUAGACGCUGGCUGUGAGGAGGCACUGGGCAGGCCGGGGAGACACACGCUGGGAGCGCUCGGGGUGCAGAGCCUCUGCCCCCUCCCACUGGCCAGGGGCACAACGGGCAGAGGACUGGGGGGGGGGAGGGACACGCGCCUGACAAAAGCCAUUUCCCACAAGGCAAGAUGACAGAAGUGGUCUGAGCCUUUCACAAGCCUGCUUUCUAGAAGAGGGAGACGGGCCAAGCCAAGGUACGCACAGAGAUUCCGGCAAAAAGUCACCCGGGAAGCUUGUGGGUGGGCAAGACGGAGACAACUCCUCUCUGGGGCCUGGAGCCAGCGGGCAGAGCAAGGGGCUGGGAAUUCAGACCUCUCUUCAAAGGCAAGACAGACACCAAGGCCACCCUGGGGCUCUCUGUGUGAGAAACACCAUGUAACCUUAAGAAAUCUCAUUCCUUUGUUCUUCCUAAGCACCAAGGGCCGAUGCAGCCAGCGUGCCCCCUGCGCCCUCCCAGCAGGCAGGUGCGUGGGCGCCAAUGAGCCUCACUGCCCACUUCCUUCCAAGUCGUCCCCCCGAGCGCUCCAAAUGCUGGUGGCUGAAAGACCAAGAGCAGCACCAAAGGAAGGGGUCUUAUGUAGGCACCAGCCUUUUGCUCUAGCAAAAUCCGAGGGGAGAGUGGGUAGGGCCCUGAUACCAUCCGCGCUCCGCUUGGGCUCCAGCAACAGAAGCCCAGACCCCUGCACCGAGAAGAGAGGGCGGUCUUUCUGAGGGGGGACCGGCAGGGGAGCCCCGCCCUGCCUGGCAGGGCUGCGGCCGGCCGCCGUCCGCGGUCAGAGAUCAUGGAGACGAGCCCCACAGUCUCGAGAUACAAACGCAGCAAAAUGUCAUCAUGAUCAGCAGGUUCUGUGCUAAAAAAUUAUAACUACACAGCAUUUUCUCCAGUUCUGACACCUUUUUAAUAGAAAUCACUGUUUUUAGGAAACAAAUAGCACUUUUGUAAUUUUUUUUACAAUGUUUCUUACCUUGAUCUUAAUUUAAGUAACACUAGGAAGACCUCAAUAUCUUUUAUUUUUCUUUUUUAAUUAAAAAAAAAAGUUGUGUUUUUUUUCCCCCAGAUACAAAGAUUUUGCCCUUGCAUAAAAAAAAACAGUGCCCCGAACGAUGACACAAGGACUCACACGGACUCACUGGACCUCACUGACACUAUGGCUCCUAUUCUACCAUGCAAGGUCUCGACUACCUUAAUUGGACUGUCAGCCUGAAAAACAGCUUUGCUAUUCCUUAUUUUAGUUUUUGUUACCAAAAAAGUAAAAUAGACGACAAAAUAAAACUUUUGUUUUGAAAGGAAAAAAGAACAAAAACAAAAAUUGGGAAAAAAGAAAAAAGAAAGAAAUGUCUCCAUUCAGUUCACACACACCCGGGUCGCGUGCUGCUUCGCUCGGGAUCUUCCUUCUUAUAAAUAUAGAAAAGGGAUGGAGCUUGUUUUCAAGUAAAAUCACCGAUCCACCUUUUUUCCUUCCUCGACACACCCUUCUUCCUCCCCGCCCUGGGCAGGGGCCGCCGGGCCGGGCUCUGCUCGUUCUCGGGGAGGGAAGGACCCCAUCUCCCACCUACGCGCACCGAUCUGCCCAAGCGGGGAACCUGGGGGGCGGCGGGGCGCUGGGGAGAAGAACCGGCCGCGGUCCUUGGUGCCCCCCUCUCCGCACGCUGGGGCCGCCACAGACAAUGAGAAAUACUGCUUGUUUGAUAUACUUUUCC